Lytechinus variegatus (green sea urchin) is the source of this 2284-nucleotide messenger RNA. RefSeq lists its product as uncharacterized. The record is from RefSeq and is a predicted model, not a curated record. NCBI's taxonomy places the organism in Eukaryota, Metazoa, Echinodermata, Echinoidea, Temnopleuroida, Toxopneustidae. The transcript has a single exon. Bases 18 to 2060 code for a protein of 680 amino acids.
AAGAAGACUGCAUCAUAAUGGAUCUAUUUUCGUUGAGAAAUUCUCUAACCAUCUCUGUCUUGGUGACAUUUUGUGUUUCCAUUACGAUGGGACAACAAGAAUCUAUUCAGAUAUCACCACGUGACGUGACUGUUCGUGAGGGCCGAGAAGUGCGGUUACCUUGCGUCUUGCAACAACCUGGGAUAUGUAACGUAUAUUGGUACCGGAAGGACAUGCAGACAUAUUUCUUCAGGAACGCGGAAUUCAUGCCACGCAUCCCUUCCGAAGUCAGUGAGCGCUAUUCGAUCCCAGGAAACACUUCAGCAGGUGAUUUUACCCUGCGCAUUGUCAAUGUUUCCUCAUGGGAUGAUGGGGAGUACCAAUGCGCCUGUUACGCACCAUCUCAUAAGGAUACAUUGACCUCUGAUCCAGCACGUCUUCAAGUCCUCAUCGCUCCUUCAGAUGAGUUCCCCAUCUGUGAGGUACGCAAAAGGGAUGGGUUACUGUUGCCUGGAGAUGAGGUUGAAUUGAUUUGUCGCUCAACGGAAGGGUCACCUCCGGUUCAGCUCGCAUGGUAUAAAGGAGAUCAGAGACUUCAUUCCGAGAUGUCAUGGAAUUACGAGAUUGUCGCUAAACACAGAACUGUGGUUACACUGCAGGAAAAUCUAUCACAUUUUUAUUGCAAAGCUGAAGGUGAUGCCCUGUUGAUUCCACGAAACUGUACAGUUGAUCCUGUGGCAAUGGCUGCUCCGCCACCCGUUCAGAUUGACUCUAACUUGCAGAAGGUGUGGCAGGAGUUUGAAAGCGGGACGCUUCCUCUGACGGGAGGUCAACCUCGCUCACAGGACAUGAUAGAACUGAGCUUUACCUGUGGGCCAAGCACCAACUUCAGUCGUGAGGUUAAUAAUUUUACCUGGUAUGUCAACCAGGAUCCUAUCCGUCCUGGAACCUUUGGAUAUAUCCUGGAGAAUAACGGGCGUACUCUACGCGUGACAGACCUAUCCAUCCUCUACAGUGAGAUAGAUGUAGAGAUUGUGUGCGAGUUGUCCAACAAUGGCUGGACAGUUUCAAACAGCACAACAGUCGUGAGUCUGAAUGGCAACAUCCUUGGGAAACCGACAGAUGCUAUGACAAGGACAGAGCUCCCUACUGUUCCAGACACCGACAUCAUAAUCAACAAACGCCCUGGAAAAUGGAGGCUAUGGCCAAUAUGGCUACUAAUCGUUUGUGUCCUUAUGUCUCUAUUCUUGCUCAUACUUCUUGCAAUCUAUGCACCAGUUAUUUGUGGUUGUAAGAAGAAAGCCAAGAAAUCGCAUGCUCAUUGCCAUCAUGGUGCCACCACCAAGUCUGAAUUUCAUUACACUCACUCACAAGGAUGCAGCACACUCCGUACCUCUCGUGAUACCUUGAACGUCUACGAGUUGCCUGAGAGUGAGCGUGGAGGAAGUGACCAACAGAGGCAGCAAGUACAAGCGACAUUGCACGUGGUGGUUCACUCUGCCAAUCAUUCCUCCAACAGCCCGGUGGACAGUCAACCCGUCAUCUCUACGGCCGAGACGAUUGUUUCAUCAGACUACACCACCGAGAACUGCCUCGCAACCGCAUCUUCCAAAGCUGUUGGAAACUACUACCACCCCGACCUCGGCCACUACCAGAAAGUCCGUCCAGGUGCGCGCCCCGCCCACUUUAACUCACAGCUACUGGUUCCACCUUCGCCAAAGCCGCACCCACCUGCGAGGACUGACUCUUUAGAGCCUCAUUACCAGCAUCCACGAUCGCACAUGUGUUGCAUGAACAAGACGUGGGGUCAUAAUGUAAGGCAUGAGAAGCCGUUAUGCAACCACGCCCCUCUGACACUAUCCUCGCAACCUGAUGUAACAGAGGGAUGCUAUGUCAGGACAUUACCUCUGCCUCCUAAUGAGGUCAAGAAAGCAAGGUUGGUGUACAUGGACAAUGGACAGCUUGAUCAAGUAGCCAACGGAACUGUGUAUUCUGAUGUACCCUUGGAUGAUGUGGACAAUAUUUAUGAGAACAUUGCUGGAGAAGAAGUGGAAAAGGGAAAUAAACAAACCCUCGUUUAAUAUUUGUUGUUCACAACCGUUCCCCCUUUUUUUGGGGGGGGGGUAUACUAAUGUUUUUGAUUUGAUCAAAACCUACCUGAGAAAUUCUUGAAGAUUACAUACAUGUAUUAAGUUCUAUGCUAUCUUUUUUUAGGGAUUCCCACUUGAUCUGUUUUCUUAGUAACUGUAUGAACAAAAUCGACAUUGACAGUUAUUGUAUUAUAUUCAUUGGAAGACUGAUUUUG